Symbiodinium natans is the source of this 204-nucleotide messenger RNA. The record is from the annotation of a GenBank genome assembly. NCBI's taxonomy places the organism in Eukaryota, Dinophyceae, Suessiales, Symbiodiniaceae.
AUGCCCCACUUUUCCGGCGAGGUGCUUGGUGCAAAGGGUCAUUCGGAGCCGUCAGAGGUGGCUUUGAAGGAGGUGCUAUGCCGUAGCCAGAGCGAGCUGCGACAGGCCGUUUUCGAGGUGCAGGUGCUCCUUGCGUUGGAGCGCGCCGCGCCGCACCGACAGCUGAGGGUGCCGCGCUGCAUCGCCUACAAGGUUGGAUGGUGA